UUAGUUAUUGAACAAUGUUCUGACAGCUGCUCUUCUGGGUUUCUCAUGAGUAACCUGAAGAGUUCGGUUCCUGACCCUCCGCGUCCCGGAGGUCACGGCCGUGUUUGGGCUCCGCCUCGGCGGGACGACGCUGCCUCGGCUCCAGACUCUGAGCAAACAUGUUUUUGGAUCGUCAGGCGCACAGGAACCAGCAGAGGCUCGACCGCCGCUGUUCUGUCAGGUCUGCCCCAAAUUCUGCAGCAAGGUGUGACUUUGUCCCGGGACCCUGGGUCCGGACGGUGAGGGCGUCCCCCCUUUAAGAGACGCACACAGACGCCUCUGAGACUGCAUCAGAGCUGCAUGAAUGCUGGGAAAAGGACGUUUGAACUGGAAUUCUGCUCCAGAUCUGAAGGGAAUAAUUGGACUUUUGUGGUUCUGGAUCAAACAACAAGUUCAGGAAACUGCAGACGAGGAUAAAUGUGUGAACGUUUGGAGGGACUGACGCUCCCACAGAUGGCAUCUCAACAGAGACCGACCGCCACCCUGCUGACCUCCAUCCUGGCUGUGGUUCUCAGCUCUCUGCAGAUUGGCUACCACACCGGUAACGUCAACGCUCCAGCCAAGAUCAUUGAGGAGUUCUUCAACCACACGUGGAGAUCCAGACACAACCAGACGAUGACAGAUCACGGCCUGACGCUGCUGUGGUCGCUCUCGGUCAGCAUCAAAGACUUCGGGGCCUUGCUGGGCUCGCUGGGAGUCAAAUAUCUGGCAGAUUCUUACGGCAGGUAAGAAAGGAACCUCUCAGAUCUGGUGACUUUGACUCCUUGUGUCUAAAUUUGAUUCUCCCUGCAGGCGCAACUCCAUCCUAAUAGUGAA
This is a messenger RNA of Oryzias latipes (Japanese medaka), 855 nucleotides long. Lineage: Eukaryota; Metazoa; Chordata; Actinopteri; Beloniformes; Adrianichthyidae. The record is from RefSeq and is a predicted model, not a curated record.